Molecule: messenger RNA, 2523 nt
Organism: Pseudo-nitzschia multistriata
Lineage: Eukaryota; Bacillariophyta; Bacillariophyceae; Bacillariales; Bacillariaceae
Source: the annotation of a GenBank genome assembly
AGCCGUCUGUCAACAAAAGGUCUGCCGGAUAACGAAGACAUUGACUCCUCGUAGAUAGCAUCGAAAGAGAGGUGCUUACGAUCGAUACGGAACUGAAAGAGAAGACCAUUGAUACAGUUCAGCAGCCAUAUCUAUUUUUCCAAAAAACAUGAAAAUGAUGUUCUCGUUAUCAUCAUCGUUACCGUCCACCAAGUCCCAUCUGUUGGUUUUUGGUUUGAUGCUAUGCGGAUUGAAAUCGAUCCAAACAUCAAGUGCAUCGAAGCUUGAAAUUGUUACAUCCAUCCAGGAUGACCUGGAAUUUGACGAGAACAACAAAUUGUCAAAGCAUUACGUUGUCUUUCCAGCCAACCGCCCAGAUUGCGCGACUAACUUGUGGGAAACCGGAGAAGAAGAAACCAGCUACGGUUUCGCAGCACACCCGAUUGAGGGCGAUGCUCUUGCAAAGGUCUUCCCGGAUGCAGAGGAAGAGAAGAACGAAUGCAUGGCUGCAUGCCUCGAAAGAGGUACAGAUGUUUCUCUUGCCGGUCACACUAUGCCUCAAUUCCAUUAUAGAUCAGGGGGGCUCACAAAAGGUGCCGUUCAAGCAAAGCAUUUUCGAAGCUGGUUUAAUCAACAUUGCCUCAAAGUCGAGAUUUGUUUCAUAAAUUACUACGUUGAGGAGCGACCCCUGAAAGUAUACUGGAUCCAUCCUACAACCGGCGAAAGGUUACAUCGGUUUGACUUGAAGUACUCGGAGAGGAACACGAAUUGUUUCAGUUCUUUUUUGGGACACAGGCUUGAGGCAAUCGACGAAGAAAGUGGGUUCCGCGAAGAGUACGUGGCUGAGUACACAGCGACAAAGGCAUUUGGGACCUCACCGCCGUCUUCUUCCCAGAAAUUCGACGGCAUCGAGGAGGUGGAGAAAACGGUAAAAAAUGCCCUGGACCAUGAAUGGUCGCGGCACAACAUGGUGGAGAGAACCUUCAGCUCAUUGGGAUUCGCAAAGGGAAGAUUGGACGACGAUAUCUUUGCCAACAUGGGUGCGUUUUACUACAACAACCGCAACAAUGCCGUCAACGAAGAAUGGACAGGAAAGGGCGUGUUCGUAAACUGGUGGGAAACCGACGUUAGAUUCGUGUCAAUCCCCUGGCACACAAAGCGGGUGUGGCAGGAUCGCCUGAACACAAUGGUGUCCAAGUGGGCCGGCGUCGAGAUCGAGGAAACGAGCAUGUACGGAUUGCGCCAAUACGAAGAGGGUGCCCGUCUUUUGAGCCACGUAGACCGGAUACCAACUCACGCUGUCAGCCUUAUCGUGAACAUUGCCCAGAACAACCUUGCGAGUCCCUGGCCCGUCGAGGUAUUCGACCACGGAGAUCGACUCCACGAGGUCACCAUGGAGCCCGGUGACAUUGUCUACUACGAGUCGGCGAAGAACCUCCACAGCCGCAACAGGCCGCUGACGUGCAAGCAGGGCGGCUGCCAGUACGUCAAUCUCUUCACGCACUACCGCCCGGUGGGGGACGGAGACCGGUGGCACAGGAACUUGUCGGACAUGCCGAACCGCCCGCCGCCCCUGUCGAACGGAGCCAGCGAGUACGACCACGGGAAGAGCUCCUGCAGGUUGCCCGAGGGACAGCAAGCGCAGCACGAGAACAACACUUUGGACAACCACCUGGGGGUCGGCACGGUCGAGUGCGAGGACCGCCGGCUCGGAUCCUACAUGUCGCCAACGCUGUACAGGCUGAAUUCCGGCAGAGACCUCUUCCGCUGGUGGAAGGCGACCGCGGAUCCGAAUUUCAGCGGAUUCGACGAUCCAGACGGCACGGACGACGCAUACGAUGCCUACGAAUUGCAAGGAGACGAAAAAGAGGAAUCAUUCAACGACGACGUACUUGACGACGACGGAGUGUACGACGAAGAAGAGGACGGGGAGUACGACGAAGAAUACGAGGAGGAUGAGGCCGAGGACGGCAACGACGAAUUGUAAUGGGUCAAAAGUGACGGAAAACAAAUACCAGCGGGGCCAAAUCGAACGAUUACUUAGAAAGAAGGGUCGUGCCUCUUUCGAAAGAUGCGAUAACCGAUACAAACGCUUUGCACUUGAAUUUUAGGCUCUUUGUUCACAAUGUUUUGUUCGGCUUCCGGAGUGAACCAUCGUUGAACGUACAGCCAAGUUUGGUGUUGUGCGCUAUGCACCCUACAGCUAAAAUAAGUAACACUUCCUGAAAACAAUCACUGUCAUAAUAAUGCUACUACUAGUAAGGUACGUGCCCUCGUCCCGCGCGGGGAUCCCAUCCCGUCCCGUUCCUUCGAUGGACGCCCCACCUUUCGUUGGAUUUGAUUUCGUUCUCUAGGCCCUUUGGCGUCGAAAGAUCAAGCUGUUGUUGUUCGAUGGCAUGUCGAUGCAUUCCACCAAUUCCAGUCCCUCCUUGCGGGCGGCGUCGAUCACGUCGUUCAGGUCGCGGACGCCCCAUUCCGGGUUUCGCGAUUUCAGGCUCCUGUCAAAGUUUCUGCGUCCCAAACGAACAAAGGAAGACGAGAGAG